Molecule: messenger RNA, 4876 nt
Organism: Limanda limanda (common dab)
Lineage: Eukaryota; Metazoa; Chordata; Actinopteri; Pleuronectiformes; Pleuronectidae
Gene: usp8
Product: ubiquitin specific peptidase 8
Exons: 20
Coding region: 244-3474 (1076 amino acids)
Biological process (GO): protein K63-linked deubiquitination; protein K48-linked deubiquitination; endosome organization
Cellular component (GO): dendritic spine; extrinsic component of endosome membrane; postsynaptic density
Molecular function (GO): cysteine-type deubiquitinase activity
Source: RefSeq, a predicted model, not a curated record
UCUGCCUUUCAAAGCCCGACAAUAACAGGAGCAGCACCUGGACUGUUCACACACUCUGCUCUUUGCUGGGCAUUGUGCUCGACGUGUGCUGAGUCUCCUCCGGUCCUCAGGGGGAAGCCAGUGGUUGGACGUAGAAAAUCCAAGGAAAUAGUUCAUGGAUCUUGAUGAAAAAUAUCAGAGAUGUCCGGAGCUGCUGCACAUCACUGACCGGUUCCCCGCCUGUGACCGAACACAACCGCCGAGAUGCCUGCCGUGUCCACCGGGGUCAGAGAGCUGUACCUGUCCACGUCCCUGGGAGACCUCAACAAGAAGGCAGAGAUCAAGCCGGACAAGACGAGCACCAGGAGCUAUGUUCAGAGUGCCUGCAAAAUCUUCAAGGCGGCGGAGGAGUGCCGUCUGGACCGAGAUGAGGAGAAAGCUUAUGUGAUGUACAUGAAGUAUUUAACAGUAUAUGAUAUCAUCAAGAAACGACCAGACUUCAAGGAGCAACCGGACUAUUUCAUGACCAUGCUUGGGCAAAACAGCUUCAAGAAAGCCAUCGAAGAAGCUGAGAAGCUUUCUGAUAGUCUUAAACUCAGGUAUGAGGAAGUGGAGGUUCGUAAAAAACUGGAGGAGAAGGAGAGACAAGAGGAAAAGAAAAGAAAAGAGGAAAUGACAGAGAAAGAUGGUGGUCAAGGGUCUCUGAAAGCAUCAUCAGGAAACAAGAAGGACAGCAAAAAGGUAAAAGGAGAGAAGAAUGAGCUGAAGAAUGCAACCUCAAAGGCUGCGGUGCCAGCUGGUGGGAUCACAGCUGAGAAACUGUUCCACAUGAUGAAGGAUCAGACGAUUACAAUAAUCGUGAUGGAUGCUCGCAGCCACACAAACUUUGAGGAGUCCCACAUUCAAGUCCCAGUGCAGACCUGCAUCAGCGUGCCUGAGGAGGCGAUCAGCCCAGGAAUCACCGUGACUCAGAUUGAGACAAAGCUACCGGAUGUUUCCAAAGAGCUUUGGAGGCAGCGAGGAUUUGUGGAUUAUAUUGUCCUGCUGGACUGGUUCAGUUCUGUCACUGACCUUAAACUGGGCACUACCUUGAAGAGCCUCAAAGAUGCACUCUUCAAGUGGGACAGCAGGACCAUCCUGCGUAGUGAACCACUGGUGUUGGAGGGCGGCUACGAGAACUGGCUGCUGUUUUACCCCAUGUACACGACCAACGCUAAAGUUCGGCCCCCCAGACAGAAUAUCCCCAGCACCCUCCCUCAGUUGAACUUCAGCUACCCGUCCCUAGAGGAACCAAAGCCCCCGUCCCCGCCUCCACCAGAGCCUGAAGUCAUACACAAGCCUCCGGAAGCCACAGGUCCUGUGUUGGUGAAUGGUGUGACACCAGCAGAUCCCCCAACAUCUAAAACCUCCAUGGUUAUCGACGUAUUGCCCGACAUUGUCAAUUCGCACGUCAAUGUGUCCACUGAUUCUGGUCCGGACCUUAAUAAAAAGGGCCCAUCCUGCCAGUCACCUGCAUCAGCCAAAGCCUUUCCACAGUUUGACCGUGCCAAGAAACCCUUUGUCCAGGUGUCAGACGAGCCUAAGCCCAGCCAGAACGGUUCAGCGAAGGACUCCAGCCUGAAUGGCCCAGUUGUCCCUGACCGCACGGGCAAACCAUCCUUCAUGCCCAACAAUUCACUGUCGAAGGAGGAGCAAAGUCAGAUUCACUCGGAGGUGGUGGCAGUGAUGGAGAAGGCAAAGCAAGAGCAGGAGAAACGCACCCAGGCGCGGCGUUUAGAGGAAGAGAGCCGGGAGAAGGAACAGAAAGAGCUGAAAGAAAGAGAGGAGAGUGAGACGAUGACAAAGGAAGAAGAUGAGACGAAGCAUCAGGAGAAAAAGAAACUGGAAAGGCAAAAGGCAGAAGAAGAGGAAGACAAACAGAACAGGACCUGGGGAAAGGAGCCGAACUCUGACGCACCAUCAAAGAGUAUGUCUCUGGAUUCACCGGCUCCCAACCACAUUGUUAGUGAAAUUAAGAGGGAGCCCCUGACUAGAGCAAGGAGUGAAGAGAUGGGCAGGAGCGUACCAGGCCUUCCAGAUGGCUGGAUGAAGUUUCUUGACACCGUUACUGGAACGUACCGAUACUACCAUUCUCCAACCAACCGCGUGCACCUGUACCCUCCUGAGGUCUCGGUUCCACAGACCCCACCCUCCACUCCGCCAACAGCUAAACAGAAACCGCCACGACCAGCUGAGCAGGAUGCCAAAACCGACGGCGAGCGGGAACAGUCUAAACUGAAACGCUCCUACUCCUCCCCUGACAUCAGCCAGGACCUGAGAGAGGAGGCGCAGAAGAAAGUCUCCGUCCCGACCGUCGCCGCGGUCAUACCCACGAUCAACAGAGAAACCAAACCUGUCAAUGCUAAAGUCUAUUCGAAAGUGGAGAUUACGCGGCCGUCAGCUGCCAAAAUUCGCAGCCUGAAUCCUACUUUUGGAGGUCAGGGCACGUCACUGACUGGCCUUCGUAACCUUGGAAACACAUGCUACAUGAACUCCAUCCUGCAGUGUCUGUGUAACACCCCGGCCAUGGCUGAGUACUUCAACAACAAUUACUACAUGGAGGACAUCAACAGGUACAACAUCCUUGGUCAUAAAGGGGAGGUGGCAGAGGAGUUUGGCGUGAUCAUGAAGGCGCUGUGGUCCGGUCUGUACAAGUGCAUCAGUCCGCGAGACUUCAAGAUCACCAUAGGCAAGAUCAACGAGCAGUUUGCUGGCUACGACCAGCAAGACUCCCAGGAGCUGCUGCUGUUCCUCAUGGACGGGCUGCACGAGGACCUGAACAAGGCGGACAACAGGAAGCGGUACAAGGAGGAGGAGAACGACCAUCUGGACGAUCAGGCGGCAGCCGACAUGGCCUGGGGAAAACACAAGCUGCUGAACGAGUCCAUCAUCGUAGCGCUGUUCCAGGGGCAGUUCAAGUCCACCGUGCAGUGUCUGACCUGCCAUCGCAAGUCCCGGACAUUUGAGACCUUCAUGUACCUGUCGCUGCCUCUGGCCUCCACCAGCAAGUGCUCCCUGCAGGAUUGUCUGAGGCUGUUCUCCAAGGAAGAGAAGCUGACGGACAACAACAAGGUGUUCUGCAGACACUGCAAGGCCCACAGAGAUUCCACCAAGAAACUGGAGAUCUGGAAAGUCCCGCCCAUUCUCCUGGUGCACUUAAAACGAUUCUCGUAUGAGGGGAGAUGGAAGCAGAAGCUGCAGACAACCGUAGACUUUUCUCUCGACAGUCUGGACCUGGGUCAGUAUGUUAUUGGACCCAAACAGACCCUGAAGAGAUACGGCCUCUAUGGAGUUUCUAACCACUACGGGGGAUUAGAUGGCGGCCAUUACACAGGGUACUGUAAGAACGCCACCAAGCAGCGCUGGUACAAGUUUGACGACCACGAGGUGGCAGAAAUCUCCACCUCCUCUGUCAAGUCGUCUGCAGCUUACAUUCUGUUUUACUCUGCCCUGUGAUGAAGCUGUGGGACAUGAAGAGAGAAAACUGAAGCCAGAUCAGCGAUGCUCAAGCCGAGAGGUUGUUAACUUUUUUUCGUUUUAAAAUCACAGCUGUGAGAACGUGGUGCACGUAGCUGCGGGUUAACUCGUCAUGCGUGUGAACGCAAAGACGAACUCGAGCGAGUGGCCAUGAGAUGCCGUCUGAUCGGAGAGCGGCACAGUCACAUGGUGCAGUGCUUCAGCUACUACUGGACCUUUAUAGCGGUUUAAAACGUGCUGUCUGCUCAUAUUACUGAUCAUCUAGAGACUAAACAGAUGCGCCUAUACUUUGGUAGUUGUGUUGUAGCACUGACAUCGGGAUCAGGUGCUCUUCAGUCUCAUUUGCGUUGCACAGUGUGGAUGGACGGAUCACAGAACGGAUCCUCAGCUUGUUCUGUGUAUCCAGCAGAGUUACAGUUAGAUGGAAUCUACAAACCUGACAAUGCUGAUGUUGCACAUUCGAAUAAUGUAAAUACUACUUGAGGGGAAUAUUUGUUAAGUGACCAAAUUAUGAUUUUUUUUUCUUGAAAGUAGCAGCCAUAAUAGUAUCAGCUUAUUCAUACAGACAACCCACGUGUUUUAGGGGUUUAACUCCAUAGCCUUCUGAUGCUUAACUUCAUCUUGAACUGUACGAGACUGUGAGUGUUGAAUUUUGCAUUUUUCUUAAAGAGAGGAGGGAACUGAGAUAGUUGCUUAUUCAUAUUUCUCACCAUCUUGCAUUUACACAAUAUGCACUUAGUUUUAAGUUGUUCAUGUAGAACACACUGUUUAACAUGUAACACAAACCCCUGACGCAGAAUGCUUUAAACCACACUGAUGCUGAGACCUUGUCCGUCUCGCUCGGUGCAGCCAGUGACGGAUGAAACCCACCUGCUGUGAAGUUUGUUGUAGAAUUUAUUCUCUGUUUAAACACUCUUAACUCUUUACAUGAUUAUAUUCAAACACAAAAACCAUAUAGAGGAACUAUUACUAGGAUAAGUUGGAAUCUUCCUUGGCUAGUUUUAAAAUAACACUUUUGUAGGAGGCUGGAUUUUGAUUCAUCUGAUUGUCUGUGUUUAGUACAGACUCUGGAGAAUAUGAAGAAAUGAGGCUUUAUUCACUAAUAUUCAUACGUUUUUAAGUAUCAACAUUAACUGACCGACAAGAUUCAGCUCAGAGUAUAUUCUUCUUUUUUUUAUUUCCUUUUCUUUCUGGACCAGAGAUCUGAGGUGUCAGGAUUUGAAUCGACUUCCUGACUGACCGUAUUGUUGCCUAGCAUGAGAUCAUAAUGUUUUUACUUGUACAUGUUGAUUUUAUUUCUCGAUGCUCAUAAAACAUUUGUUUCAGAUAUAACGAUUAUAUUAAUCUCAUAUGACUAUUUAUUAAAACUGCUUCAAAAUAA